This is a messenger RNA of Labrus bergylta (ballan wrasse), 1602 nucleotides long. It is a transcript of the gene sdf2l1, whose product is annotated as stromal cell-derived factor 2-like 1. NCBI's taxonomy places the organism in Eukaryota, Metazoa, Chordata, Actinopteri, Labriformes, Labridae. The record is from RefSeq and is a predicted model, not a curated record.
UGAUCCGAAUUCUGCAUGUUAUCGCAGGACUUGUCAGGCUGUGAUUGGCCGAGAGCGACAGUCGUGUUUGAAAGUGACUGUAUCAUCGAGUCAGUCAGUAUCCGAGGACGGAGACACACAAAGAUGGAGAUAAUUCACGGUGUCCAGGUUCUAGUGAAGUCCGUGCUGUUUGUGCUGCUGUGGUGUCAGUGUGAGGGCAGAGACUCGGAGCUCAGCUAUGUGACCUGCGGCUCGCUGGUCAAGCUGCUCAACACCAGACACAACGUCCGCCUGCACUCCCACGAUGUCAAAUACGGCUCAGGUAGCGGGCAGCAGUCUGUCACUGGUGUGGAAAAUGCAGACGACUCAAACAGCUACUGGCAGAUUCGGGGGAAACCAAACCGUCCGUGUAAGCGAGGAGUUGCCAUAAAGUGUGGCGAGGCCAUCCGGAUCACGCACAUGAAGACGGGCCGAAACCUGCACUCACACCGCUUCAACUCGCCGCUGUCCAAUAACCAGGAGGUCAGCGCCUUCGGAGAGAGCGGAGAGGGCGAUGACCUGGACGUGUGGGCGGUGCAGUGUGACAACGAUCACUGGGAGCGGGACGAGGCCGUGCGCUUCAAACACGUGGGCACCGACGUCUACCUGAGUGUGACGGGCGAGCAGUACGGACACCCGAUCCGAGGCCAGCGCGAGGUGCACGGCAUGAAAUCGGCCAACCAAAACAACUGGUGGCGCUCCAUGGAGGGCGUGUUCAUCCAGCCCAGCCAGGAGCCGCUGCGCCACGACGAGCUCUGAUGUCUUCACUUGGAGACACGUGACUUCAUCUACUCUCGUGGUGAUUUUACAGCUCACCGGGACCAAACAAUUUAAAAUAUUAGACUGACGACUGAUCGCUGUACAUGCGAGGAUCUCAGGGUGAUCAGGGACACUUUACCUGAGACGAUCUGUCAGACCACUCUCACUCCCAAAACUUCAAAUAUGGCUGCUUCAUCACAAUCCCCACGCUUCAAAACACGACUCUGUAGGUUCCUCUUCUAGUUUUAAUUCUUUGUGUGCUGUGAAAAUCAGGUUACUUAGUAGGGUGAAAAAAAGUGGAAAGGUAGGAUUGGUUGGAUGAGUCAUACACAGGACGUUCAACCAUCAAUGUUUUUUUUUUUUUUUAAAGUUGACACAAACGUGACCAUCAAGACUUAACCCCUUCUUUGUAAUAGUAAUCUAAUAAAAAGAUAAAAUGGGAUUUCUUUUUCUCAACAAGUUUUAUUUAAAAAGUCUAAUGUGUGGGGCGCAGAUGGCCAAGUGAUCGCACCCCAAUGACGGAGGUAUAGUGCUCCAAGCGGGCGGCCCGGGUUCAAGUCCUACCUGUGUGUCCUUUCUGGCAUGUCACUCCCAGACACUCUCCUGAUUUCCUUCUCUGUCCCCUGUCCUAUCUAAGAUAAAGGCAAAAGGUUAAAAAAAAAAAGCUUAAGUUUUCCAAAAUAAUCUCUCCUAACUUUCUCCAGAAAGUAAGAGCGACCAACGCAAAAAUAUGAUUCUUCUCUGGUUCUUUUAUUUAGAGGUUUGUGCUUGAAGAAUGUUUUUUUCUGUAUACUUCACAGCUUCCAAAUAAAAUCUUCUUAUUUA